GCCACCGGCCCUGCUCAGUCGGCGCGCAGAACUGCUUCAAGGUACACCGUUUGCUCUCGCUUGCGACAAGGCACCCGUUCGCCAUGUCGGACAUUUAUCACCCGUCCGACUAUGUGGUCGAAAAUUCCCAUAUACCGUCGAUGGAAAAGUAUAAAGACUUAUAUAAGAAGUCACUUAAUGAUCCGGAAAAGUUUUGGUCAGAUAUAGUCCAGGAAUUUUACUGGAAUGUUGCGCCUAAAGAAGGAAAUUUUUUGACGUACAACUUUGAUGUGAGGAAAGGAAAGAUUUUCGUCAAUUGUUUGGAUGGCUCCGAGACAAACGUUUGCUUCAACCUGCUGGACCGUAACGUGAGGAACGGCAACGGAGACAAAGUGGCGUUCUACUGGGAAGGCAACCAUCCCGAUGACUACAGCCGCAUCACCUACAAAAAGUUACUGGACCUUGUGUGCCAGUUCUCCAAUGGACUCCGAGACUGCGGCCUCACCAAGGGCGACAGGGUCACCAUCUACAUGCCUAUGAUUCUCGAGACCGUCGUCUGCAUGCUCGCUUGCGCUAGGAUGGGCAUUAUACAUUCUGUUGUGUUCGCAGGAUUUUCGGCUGACUCUUUAGCCGAGCGCAUAGCCGAUUGCCAGUCCAAGGUCAUUGUCACUGUCGACGGCACAUGGCGUGGUGAGAAGCUGCUGGUGUUGAAGAAUACCUGCGAUGAAGCUCUCGACAAGGCCAAACUGAAAUACGAGCAUAACGUGGAUAUGUGUCUGGUGGUCGCACAUCUCCAGAGAGUCACCCCUUGCGGCCCGAUCCCUCGUGACACCAGGCAGCUGGUAAAUUGGAACGACGAGAGAGACGUGUGGUGGCAUGAUCUCGUCGACGGCCAGUCUAACAUUUGCGCUCCAGAAUGGAUGCGAGCUGAAGAUCCGCUGUUCAUGCUUUACACAAGUGGUUCCACCGGGAAGCCUAAGGGCGUGCUGCACACCACCGCGGGAUACAUGCUAUACGCCGCUACCACAUUCCGCUAUGUCUUUGAUUAUGGCGAGAAAGAUAUUUACUGGUGCACUGCUGACAUAGGUUGGAUUACUGGCCACACGUACGUGGUAUACGCGCCCCUCGCCAACGGCGCUACCAGCGUGAUGUUCGAAGGCACCCCGUUCUACCCGGACAAUGACCGCUACUGGUCCAUCAUCGAGAAAUACACAGUGACACAGUUCUACACUGCGCCUACCGCUCUGCGCGCCCUCAUGCGAUUCGGCGAUGAACAUGUCUACAAACAUGAUUUGAAAACACUGCGCGUAUUGGGGAGCGUUGGCGAGCCUAUCAACCCCGAGGCUUGGCUCUGGUACUACCACACCGUCGGCGGCGACCGCUGCUCCAUUGUCGACACCUUCUGGCAGACCGAGACAGGCGGCCACGUGCUGACCAGCCUCCCCGGCGCCACACCAAUGAAGCCAGGUGCCGCUGGAUUCCCAUUCUUCGGAGUGGAGCCAAAGAUUCUGAGCGAGGAAGGGAGGGUGAUUGAGGGCCCCGGUGAAGGCUAUCUAGUAUUCGCGCGCCCCUGGCCCGGCAUCAUGAGGACGCUGUAUGGAGACCACAACCGUUUCGAGAAGGUGUAUUUCAGCAAGUUCCCUGGAUAUUACUGCACCGGUGAUGGUGCCAAGCGCGACAAGGACGGUUUCUUGUGGGUGACUGGCCGCAUCGAUGACAUGCUGAACGUGUCCGGCCACUUGAUGUCAACUGCCGAAGUGGAGAGCGUUCUCACCGAGGACCCCAAGAUCUCCGAAGCCGCGGUCGUCGCCCAGCCGCAUGAGGUGAAAGGCGAAUCGCUGUACUGCUACGUGGUGCUGAACGAGGGCGCCGUGGCGACCACUGAGCUCACCGAUUCACUCAGGAUCAGGGUGCGGCAGAGGAUCGGGGCGUUCGCUGCCCCCGACGUGAUCCACUACACGCCCGGGCUGCCCAAGACCCGCUCCGGCAAGAUCAUGCGGCGGACGAGGAAGAUCGCCGUGGGCGAGAGUGAUAUCGGAGACACGUCCACCCUGGCCGAGCCGUCGGUCAUUGAUGACCUCAUCAAUACCAAACCUUAAGUUAUUAUUUGUUAGCAAGAGGCGUACCGUUUUUCUGUUCCUAUUUGCUUGUAAGGCAUCUCAGUUUUGUGGUUUCCCAGUUUCAACGGCAUCCGUCCGCUACGUUCGUAUUUUGGGUUCUGCGCGGUACGAGUAAUAUUUCU
Messenger RNA from Manduca sexta (tobacco hornworm), 2221 nucleotides. Its product is annotated as acetyl-coenzyme A synthetase-like. The record is from RefSeq and is a predicted model, not a curated record. Lineage: Eukaryota; Metazoa; Arthropoda; Insecta; Lepidoptera; Sphingidae. Gene Ontology annotation, molecular function: acetyl-CoA synthetase activity; AMP binding.